Messenger RNA from Tarenaya hassleriana, 2749 nucleotides. Its product is annotated as 1-deoxy-D-xylulose-5-phosphate synthase, chloroplastic-like. NCBI's taxonomy places the organism in Eukaryota, Viridiplantae, Streptophyta, Magnoliopsida, Brassicales, Cleomaceae. Bases 281 to 2428 code for a protein of 715 amino acids. Gene Ontology annotation, biological process: chlorophyll biosynthetic process; terpenoid biosynthetic process. Gene Ontology annotation, cellular component: chloroplast. The record is from RefSeq and is a predicted model, not a curated record. Gene Ontology annotation, molecular function: 1-deoxy-D-xylulose-5-phosphate synthase activity. The transcript has 10 exons.
AGUUAUUAUUGCCAGCCACUUCCACCACCAUCAUCAUGAUCAUGACCAUGACCAUGACCUUCAUCACCUUUGCUCACAUUUGAGUGGAGUUUAUGCACAUGACUGCAUCAAAAUAUUAAACGAUCUACCUUUCUUGAAAGCAUUUAUUCAUUUGUUUGUUUAUUUUCAAGAAUCUUGUUCCUAUAAAUAGGGUGGGGGUACUUUCCUCGAGAAGUGUCGAGGCCUGUUUUCUCGCUCAAACCUCUCUCUGGGUUUUCUCCAGCGGUUGAAAUUCUCGGAAAUGGCUCUAUCUGCUUUUGCUCUUCCUUCUUACAUAAGCAGAGGAACCCCGACAGAUUCCUACAGAUCCACUUCUCUGUCUUCUUCUUCGUUCUUCUCUACAGAUCUUCCGUCUGUGCCCUCGAGAAACACCAACAUCCAUUCCAAAAGAAAGCCCGGUGGAGUUUAUGCCUCACUUGCAGAGAAUGGUGAAUACUAUUCCAACAGACCACCGACUCCUUUAUUGGACACAAUCAAUUAUCCAGUUCACAUGAAAAAUCUCUCUGUCAAGGAGCUCAAUCAACUGGCUGAUGAGUUGAGAUCCGAUGUGAUCUUCAAUGUUUCGAAAACGGGUGGACACUUGGGGUCUAGCCUCGGUGUUGUUGAGCUAACCGUGGCCCUUCAUUACAUAUUCAAUACUCCUCAGGACAAGAUUCUUUGGGAUGUUGGUCACCAGUCUUAUCCUCACAAGAUUCUGACUGGGAGAAGAGGUAAGAUGCAGACAAUAAGGCAGACCAAUGGACUUUCGGGUUUCACCAAGCGAGCAGAGAGCGAGUAUGACUCCUUUGGCACAGGGCAUAGUUCCACUACCAUUUCUGCUGGCUUGGGUAUGGCUGUGGGAAGGGAUUUUAAGGGGAGGAACAACAAUGUGGUUGCUGUUAUAGGUGACGGUGCGAUGACAGCUGGGCAGGCUUUUGAAGCAAUGAACAAUGCCGGAUACUUAGACUCUGACAUGAUUGUAAUUCUCAACGACAACAAGCAAGUCUCGUUGCCUACGGCUACUUUGGAUGGACCGGCUCCUCCUGUUGGUGCAUUGAGCAGUGCUCUUAGUCGGUUGCAGUCUAACCGACCUCUCCGCGAGUUGAGGGAAGUUGCCAAGGGUGUCACGAAGCAACUCGGUAGGCCGAUGCACCAAUUGGCUGCAAAGGUUGACGAGUAUGCUCGUGGAAUGAUAAGUGGGUCUGGAGCUACACUGUUUGAAGAACUCGGUCUAUACUAUAUCGGUCCUGUAGAUGGUCACAACAUAGAUGAUCUGGUGGCUAUCUUGAAUGAAGUCAAGAGUACCCAAACAACAGGACCGGUCCUUAUUCACGUCGUGACCGAGAAAGGUCGAGGAUAUCCUUAUGCAGAGAGAGCUGACGACAAAUACCAUGGAGUUGUAAAAUUCGAUCUGGCCACCGGUAAACAAUUCAAAACAAGUGCUAAGACUCAGUCUUACACAACCUAUUUCGCGGAGGCUUUGAUUGCAGAAGCAGAAGCAGACAAAGAUAUAGUUGCCAUUCAUGCUGCCAUGGGAGGUGGAACCGGCUUAAAUCUCUUCCAACGUCGGUUCCCCACGAGAUGUUUUGACGUCGGAAUAGCGGAACAACAUGCAGUUACUUUCGCUGCUGGUUUGGCUUGCGAAGGCAUUAAGCCUUUCUGUGCAAUCUACUCAUCGUUUAUGCAACGGGCUUAUGACCAGGUGGUGCAUGACGUUGAUCUGCAGAAAUUGCCCGUGAGAUUCGCAAUGGACAGGGCUGGACUCGUGGGAGCGGAUGGUCCGACUCAUUGCGGAGCUUUUGACGUGACGUUCAUGGCAUGUCUCCCGAACAUGGUAGUGAUGGCUCCAUCCGAUGAAGCCGAGCUUUUCCACAUGGUUGCAACUGCUGCUGCUAUAGAUGACCGUCCUUCUUGCUUCCGUUACCCGAGAGGAAAUGGCAUCGGUGUCCCACUUCCCCCUGGGAACAAAGGUGUUCCUCUCGAGAUCGGGAGAGGUAGGAUACUGAUGGAAGGCGACAGGGUGGCGCUAUUGGGCUAUGGCUCGGCGGUUCAGAACUGUUUAGCGGCUGCAUCCAUGCUCAAGGAACGGGAUGUGAAAAUAACUGUGGCAGAUGCGAGGUUUUGCAAGCCUUUAGACCGUGAUCUCAUUCGAAGCCUGGCUAAAUCUCACGAGGUUCUGAUUACAGUCGAAGAAGGUUCGAUUGGCGGGUUCGGAUCUCACGUAGUACAGUUCCUCGCCCUCGAUGGCCUUCUCGAUGGAAAACUCAAGUGGAGGCCGAUCGUGCUUCCGGACCGAUACAUCGAGCAUGGAUCGCCGGUGGAUCAACUGGCGGAGGCCGGCCUGACACCAUCGCAUAUUGCAGCCACUGUAAUGAACUUGCUCGGCAGCCCAAGAGAAGCUCUGUUUUGAAGGCCGUGGCCUGAAGAACAGAAAAAAAGUGUUCUUACAACAACAGAAACUGGAUUUAACUGUGAUUGGGAAAAAUAAAAUAAAAUUUAAGGUUAUGAUGAAUUUAGAAACAGGGUCGUUACGAACAGUAAGUAUCAGAAGAUCCUCUGCAACUGCCGGGAUUGGACAAGGAUGUUGCAGAAGAUGAGAAGAUGGAGGUUAUUUAAAGAGAGUGAAGGAAAAAAUGUCAAUAGAUUGUAAAUCUUAGCAUCUUUGUAUAAAACUAUAUACAAUUGGGUAUUUGUGGGCGUGUUAUAGUAUCGUCUCUCUUCUAUAUUUCCA